Messenger RNA from Oncorhynchus mykiss (rainbow trout), 1962 nucleotides. Its product is annotated as cell adhesion molecule CEACAM5. The record is from RefSeq and is a predicted model, not a curated record. Lineage: Eukaryota; Metazoa; Chordata; Actinopteri; Salmoniformes; Salmonidae.
CAAUUCACUUUUUGUCCUGAAUACAAAGUGUUAUGGUUGGGAUUAAUCCAAUAUAAUCUACAGAGUACCACUGGUGGCUGCAUCAUGUUAAAGGUAUCCUUGUAAACGUUAAGGACUGGGGAGUUUUUCAGGAUAAAAAGGAAAUGGAAUUGACCUAAACACAGGCAAAAUCAUAGAGGAAAAUCCUAGUGGUUCAGUCUCCUUUCCUAAAGCUAAAGUUAAAAGUCUGUAUUAUACACAACCUUUUGAGGUUAAAUGCAAUUACAUUAUAAGAACUAAAGGUAUGACAUCAAUGCACUGUAUUUGACUUUUGAUAACAGAUUCUGGUACAAGCCAUGCACUGAAACCACGUUCUCGACACUCCUAAAUUCGUCAUACACUCAUGUAUUACACAUAUAGUCUCAUAUCUUUCCCUCCAAUUGAUUCUGUCUAUUAAAAAUAGUAUAUUAAUUGACUUCAGCUCCCCAGGAGCAGGGAUGGAGAUUUGGAGACCAUUUAUUUUAUUCCUCAGUACAUUGCCCUCUACAUGUUAGUUCAUAGUAAAAGUUGCCAGUUCUGUUUCACCUUAUUUAAUGGUCACUACAGAAAUAAUGUAUUUUUAAUGGGCAGGUUUGAAUGGGCAGGGCAGGUUCGCUCUCAGUCUGUUCUCUCUGAUAAGGUGUGUUUGUUAACCUUCUCCCUCUACUACUUGACUCUGUAACAGUCCCAUAUUCCUGGUAUCGAAUUCACCUCACUCCAUCUCUGCGAGACAAUGAAGGAUACACACACCCUGCUCAAUCUGCUUCUGCUGCUAGUGUUCCUAGCAGGAUCAGCUUUGACCACUGAUGGAGGGAGUGGCAGUAUCAAUGGUCCCUUGGAACUAACCAUUGUGGGACCUGACUUUGUUAAAGUGGGUGUGCCACGCAGCUUUGACUGUGCUGCCCAGUGCUCUCCUUCCUGUAGCUACAGAAUGAGUAUCGACGGGCAGAUUUGGCAAGGCAAUGAGCUGUUGUUCACAGCUCGCCAAUGGGAGGAGUCCCUAAACCUCACAUGCACUGCAAGGAAUGAUGACUCUGGGAGGUCCUCUACAGUAACAAAGAUACUGCAGGUUUUAGCUGGACCUACCAACAUAUCGAUCACAGGCCCUGCCCUGAUGACCCCAGGGGCCCCUCAAAGCUUCCAGUGUAACGCAGACUGCCGUCCCUCCUGCAACUACACCUGGAAGAUAAAGGGUCGAUGGCUCGGGGGGCAGGGGAACAAGAUUACUGUAACUCCCGAAGAGUUGGCCACCUCUGCUACCCUGAACUGCAAGGCCAUCAACAGUGUGUCCGGGCUCUAUGCCAUGGCAACCAGGACAAUUCCUGUAACAUCUGGUCCAUCAGAGGUCCACGUCAUCGGCCCAGACUCUGUUGCAGUCGGCUUCAAGUCCAUGUUUCAGUGCACUGCCAAAUGCACUCCCGCUUGUGACUACCGCUGGACCAUUGAUGGUCACACUGUCCACGGUAGUGAGAUGGAGAUGACGGUCGAGCGAAAUGUGAAGUCAGAGAAGAUUAUGUGCCACGCUCAGAAUACGGUCUCAACUCAUUUUGAGGUGGUCACCAAGUCCAUACGGGUGGAAGAAAAUGACAAAAAUAAGAUCCUCUCCAAAAAAUAUGGUUGUCAAGCUGUGUCCAGUUUGUGUUUGUCCAAGAAGACCAUCUCUGGGAGGAAGCAUCAGCAUUGUACAGCAGCUGAAACCUGGUCCCGAUUGAGUCCGAACAUACCUUGCUGACAACAACACCAGGUUCCAGAACAUUAAAGCUGUAAAACAGGAAUAUAGACUGAAAAUAGACAAGACAUUAAAACAUUGAAUACUAGCUACAGUGACUUCAGAAAGUAUUCACACUCCCUGACUUCCACAUGUUGUUAUGUUGGAGUCUGAAUUUAAAAUAGAAUACAUUUCAAUUUUUUGUCACUGGCCUACACACAAUACCCCAUAAUGUC